AUGUCGAAGCAAACGAGUGGUGUCAGCCAUGAUCAUAUUCUGAUUACGGGGGUCACGGGCUAUAUUGGAUUCAAAACACUCACCACUGCCCUGGAAAGAGGCUUUCGUGUUCGUGCUGUUGUUCGGUCCGAAAGCAAUGUGAUAGAUUUGACAAACAAAAUUGGAGACCGGACACAACUGGAAUUCAUUGUGAUUCCGGAUUUUUCCAGCAAGGAUGCAUUUUUCAACGCUCUUGAUGGGAUAGAUGUGGUUAUUCAUAUAGCAUCCCCCUUGGCUAAAGAGGUGGACGAUUAUGAUGCUGGCAUUAUCCAGCCGACUAUUGCUAUGGUUACGACUGUUUUAGAAGCGGCCAAUCGUGUGGCAUCGGUUCGACGCGUCAUCUUGACUUCCUCAUGCGUAACCCUCAUUCCAUUCGACUGGAACAUGAAGCCUGACAGUGAGCGUCUAUAUUCAGUGACCGAUAUCAACACCAGUGUCAUCGGCCCCUUCUCAAGUGCAAUGGGGGCUUACUGGGCCUCCAAGGCUCUAUCCCGGGCUGCGACAACUGAGUUUGUUCUCAGAGAGCGUCCUCAUUUCGAUUUUGUCAAUCUAUUGCCAUCCGUGGUAGUUGGGCCAGAUGAUCGCCUUGAUGCAGACUCCAAUGCAACCAUCGACAAUCUACUUGAGGGGACUAAAGCAGCCGUUCUUGCUCCCGCACUGGAUUCUACAUUGAAUUCCACAUUUCCUUACGUUGGAACACCAGUCCAUGUUUCAGAUGUGGCACGGGCUCAUGUGGACGCCAUAGACGCUGGUCUGGUUCCUGGAAACUCUGAAUUUAUUUUGUCUUCCAAUACCCCAAAUGGAGUCAAUUGGGAUACAGACGUGCGUGCCACUUGCAGAAAAUAUUUCCAAGAAGAGGUCAACAGCAAGAUUCUGCCAUUGGAGGGUUCAUUGACCACAAUCAAGUGGAGGCUCGACGCUCAAAGAACGGAAGAAGUAUUUGGGUGGAGAUUUACCAACUUUGGGGAAACUAUGCGAGGUUUGAUUUCUCAAUAUUUGAAGCUGAAGAUCAAAUAG
Molecule: messenger RNA, 1056 nt
Organism: Penicillium odoratum
Lineage: Eukaryota; Fungi; Ascomycota; Eurotiomycetes; Eurotiales; Aspergillaceae
Exons: 5
Coding region: 1-1056 (351 amino acids)
Molecular function (GO): oxidoreductase activity, acting on the CH-OH group of donors, NAD or NADP as acceptor
Source: RefSeq, a predicted model, not a curated record